AUGGUUAAUUUUUUAUCAGUUCCACUUAAAUCUACAAAUGAAGUUGAUUUAUACAAACCUUUAAAAACAUAUAUAGAUUCUCUUUCUGAAUUGUCUGAGGAUGUUAAAAGUGAAGCAAAUGAAGGAUUACUCGAAUUGAAUAAAUUGAGAAAUAAAGCUUGUUGUCAACCGCUGGAUAAACAUCAAAGCUCUCUUGAUGUUAUUACAAGAUACUAUGACCAACUUUGUGCAAUAGAAGCAAAAUUGCCAAUUACACCAACUCUGAAUCCAAUCAGUUUUAAAUGGAAAGAUGCUUUUGGGAAGAGUUCAUUAUUCUUUUCUAAAGCCUCUCUAACGUUAAAUGACAGUUCUUUUGAAAGAGCCUGUGUUCUCUUUAAUUGUGGCGCUUUAAUGUCAAAUAUUGCAGCUUCACAGCAAAUGCAUUCAGAUGAAGAAUUGAAGGGUGUUGCCAAAAUGUUUCAACUAUCAGCUGGGAUUUUUUCUAAAUUGAAGGAUUCUGUUUUUGGAUUGGUCCAGCAAGAGCCAACACCUGAUCUUUCUCCAGAUGCUUUGUCCUCACUUUCUUUGUUAAUGGUCGCACAAGCACAAGAGUCUGUUUAUAUUAAAGCUUCUAGAGAUAAGAUGAAGCCAAGUUCUUUGCUUAAAAUUGCGGCACAAUGCAGUGAGAUGUAUAGUGAGGCUCUUAAAUUUAUGUGCAAAGAUAGUGUCAAAGGAAUGUGGGAUAAGGAAUGGAUUCCAAUAGUAACCGCAAAGGGAAUGGCUUUUGGUGCUUUGGCUCAAUUUUAUGCGGCAGAAUAUGCAAAGGAUAACCAAACUUUUGGCGAACAAAUAUCUCGACUUAAAGAAGCAUCGAAAUUAAUGGACCAAGCAAUUUCUUAUUGUUCUAAUGGAUUUUCUGAAGAAAAUGCUUUAAUUAAAAAGUCGUUAGAAACUGCUGUUAAAGACAACGACUUUAUUUAUCAUGAAAGGGUUGCUGAUUUUAAAUCACUUCCUCCUUUACAAAAAAUUUCUUUGGCAAAACCUUCAACGAUUUCCGGACCUAUUUCUGCCCGUUUUAAAGACAUGUUUGAAUCGCUUGUGCCUGUGGCUGUUCAAAAUGCUUUGGCUACUUUUGAGGCUAGAAAGAAUGAUGUCGUUAAUAUUGAUGUUUCUAGAAUGAGGGAAUACAAUCAAUUAAUGAAUGCUUGUUUGGCUUCAUUAAACUUGCCUGCUGCUUUGGACGAUGUAACUAAACAAGAACAAUGUCCUCAAUCUAUUCGAGAGAAAUCGGCACAAGUUAAAAAUAAUGGAGGGAUUACUGAUUUGACGAAUAAAUUGAAUGAAUUGCCUGGUUUAUAUAAAAGAAAUGAAGAAAUUUUGAAUGAGUGUUCAAGACUGUUAAAAGAUGAAAAAGAAACAGAUGAAAAUCUUCGUAAACAGUUUACUACAAAAUGGACUCGAAUGCCUUCUGAAAAUUUGACACCGCCUUUUUUGCAAGAAUUGGGAAAAUUUAGAGGAAUAUUACAAACAGCAGCUAAUGCUGAUGUUAGCGUUAGAAGUAAAUUUGAGCAAAACAAAAGAGGAAUGGAAUUGCUUAGUUUAACUGAGAAUGACUUAAAAUUAUCAAUUCCUGGUAUUGGAACUUAUCAAGGUGGAGCGUCUAAUUCUGCAGCAAUUCAAAAAUUGAGAACUUUAAUGAAUCAGGUUCAGGAAAUUAAGGUUGAAAGGGAGGAAAUUGAGAAAGAAUUAAAAAAGAUUCGUUGCGAUAUGAGCAAUGAUUUUUCUAAUGCUUUGGCAGAGUCUGGUGUUGUAGAUGAACAAAAAUUAAGUUCUGACAAAAUUGCAAAUUUAUUCAAGCCUUUACGGGACAAAGUAGAAUCUUCAAUUAAAAGGCAAGAUUCUGUUAUGGAAGAGGUUCAAUUAUGGCAUAAAAAGUUUCAUGAAGAACGUCAAACAACUGGAGGAGCUGAACGUGAAAAUUUCUUGAAAGGAUUAGCGACUGCUUAUGAUGCCUUCUUUAGACUUCAAGGGGAUUUGAAUGAAGGAACAAAGUUUUACAAUGAUCUUACACCUAUUUUGGUUCGUCUUCAGCAGAAAAUUUCUGGUUUAUUCUUAAAUUCUAUUUUUAUAAUACUUUUUCCAUUAGAUUUUUGUUUUGCUCGUCAAACGGAAAAGGAGGAUUUGAUGAAACAAGUCCAGCAAAAUAUUGUCUCUGGCAAUGAAACUACGGGAAAGAGUGCUCCACCUCCUCGUCCACCACCACCAAUACCGCCUCCUGUUACUCAAUCAUAUCAAAAUCAAACUCCAAUUCCUCAAAUGCAUCCGCAACCACAAUUGGGUAUGCAACAGCAACAGCCACCACAGUAUUCAUAUCAGCAACAACCUCCGAAUCCUUAUAUGCCAUAUGCUCCAUAUCCUUAUGGUGUUCAGCCGCAACAACAGCAGGCUCAAAUGGGAGGUUAUAAUACUCCUUAUCCUGUUCAAUAUCCGGGGACAUAUCCAGGCGCUUUUCCACAACAGCAGUUUGGUGCCUUUCCUCCACCACCAGCUUUUAAUCAACAGCAGCAACAGCCUCCUAAUAACCCAACUAAUCCGUUUCAAUAA
Molecule: messenger RNA, 2583 nt
Organism: Meloidogyne enterolobii
Lineage: Eukaryota; Metazoa; Nematoda; Chromadorea; Rhabditida; Meloidogynidae
Source: the annotation of a GenBank genome assembly